Molecule: messenger RNA, 1199 nt
Organism: Morone saxatilis (striped sea-bass)
Lineage: Eukaryota; Metazoa; Chordata; Actinopteri; Moronidae
Gene: pknox1.1
Product: pbx/knotted 1 homeobox 1.1
Biological process (GO): regulation of transcription by RNA polymerase II; angiogenesis
Molecular function (GO): RNA polymerase II cis-regulatory region sequence-specific DNA binding; DNA-binding transcription factor activity, RNA polymerase II-specific
Source: RefSeq, a predicted model, not a curated record
UAACCACAGAAAUGUUUAUUUUUAGUGGUGAUAAGUCGGCGCGGACAAACAAAGGGAAACACGUUAAUGCUGUUACAUCACUUCAGUCUCAGAUGGAUCCUGUACGAGGCACAGACUGUUUGUUUGUUUAUUUAUAUAUAUACAGACUGUUUGUUUGUUUAUAUAUAUACAAACAGGAUUUAUUUAUUUAUUUAUUUAUUUAAUUAAACACAAACAUAUUUAUUUAUUUAAACACUGUUUGUAUUUAUUUAUUUAUUUAUGUAACUUGCUCACCAACGUGUUUCUUGCAGUUCGAUGUUCGGGGGUGUCGAGAGGAUCUGUGACUAAUGAGACGAUUGUUUUAGCUCGUCUGUUCUCGGUGGGAGUCGCUGUGGGGCUCGCUCACAGGAGAGGGAGGAGACAGAGCGACCGCGCCCGCUGACCUCGGCCGUGACACCAGAUGUGUUACUGCAGCCUCUUUAAAUAAAGUGGCAGUUUUUAACGUGACGUUUGAAGGAGGUAUUCAGAGCGAUUCCUCAUGACUUCCCCCAGAGUUCACAGUGAAGCGAGGCUCUGUGUCGAGCUCUGCCCCGCAGCUACUCCCGCUCUUCACAUGAUGUCUUUUCUAUCGCUCAUCCUCCGCCUGUCUCCCUCUGUUCUGUUUCUGUCACUCUUUCUGCCCCGUUCCUCCUCACGUCUUUGUUCUCUCCCUGCAGAUGCAAGGUGUGGCGAAGGUGGACGGCGACUCGGAGCAGAAGUUCAUCGAGGGGACGUUGGCGGAGGAGCCCAGCCCGGCGCCCACGGAGCCGCAGACACCCAUGGACGCAGACAAAGCCUCCAUAUAUCGGCACCCCCUGUUCCCUCUCUUGGCGCUGCUGUUCGAGAAGUGCGAACAGUCGACGCUGAGCUCCGACUGCAUCACCUCGGCCAGCUUCGACGUGGACAUCGAGAACUUCGUCCGCAAUCAGGAGAAGGAGGGAAAACCCUUCUUCAGCGAGGACCCUGAACUGGACAACCUGAUGGUGAAAGCCAUCCAGGUGCUGCGGAUCCACCUGCUGGAGCUGGAGAAGGUGAGCGACCUGUGCAAGGACUUCUGCAGCCGCUACAUCGCCUGCCUCAAGACGAAGAUGAACAGCGAGACCCUGCUGAGUGGAGACCCGGGGAGCCCGUACUCCCCCGUACAGGGCCAGGUCCAGGGCUUCUCCCCCACCAAGACUCAG